AUGUCGGCCACCCAGCGAAAUGAGCCAACUGACCCCAACACAAAGGCCCAUACCGCCUCGCUGAACCGCAACGGAUCCAACGGCGCACACCUCAACGGUCUGCACCCGCAUCACACCGCACAGCAGCCCUCGCCCCGCCCCUCGCUGCAGCCGCACGCCGCCCACCAGCAGCCAUCCCCUCGCGAUGCCAUCGCACGUAUCAAGUCCGAAUCCCUAAACGGCUCACAAAAGCUCAUGAUGGGCGUCCCGCCCGCGAGCACGCCAGACCAUCACCAAGCUUCUGCUACGUCCGUCAAUGGAGACGCCAGAUCCAGCGGCCGCGAUGCGCUCCAUCCGCCGAUACCGUCGGUCUCAGCAGUCGACGUCAAGGGAAAGGCGAGAGAGGUGGAUCCCGUCGAUGACAUCCCAAUAGCCCAGCUCGAGCAGGAGCUUCCUCUGGAAGAUGCAGACCUGGUGCCUCUGGCGGCGCUGGUGGAGCGGCUGGCAAACUACGGCUAUGAGACCCUCCAAAACCUGGCCGAGACGUUGCCGUCGCUCCCAUCGUCGUCGCGGAGGGCCAAGAUCUUUUCGACGGCCUUGGACGUGCGUAAGCAGUUUCUCAAGCUGCUCGUGCUCGUCCGCUGGUCAAAGGACAUUGCCGACCUUCAAAAGGCCCGCAACAUCAUCUCGCUGCUGUCCGAGCAGCAGUGGCAGCACGAGGAUGUGUUUGCCGGCCUCACCGAUGUGCGAAAGAUCCUGCCCAACGCUCGGAUGAGAAACGCCGACCUGCCCACCGCCAUCGACGUUCUGCGGACCGGCAGCUACCGUCGGCUCCCUUCGAGCCUCAAGGAUAUGGUGGUGCCUCCGAGGCCGUUCAGCGACGCCGAGGCCAUCGAGAUUGUCGCCCAGCUAGAGGAUGCGCUACGGCUGCGCAUGGCCUGUCGCGAGAUCAUCCCGGCCCCCAUGUCCCGCUACCGGAUUCUGGAUGGUAAGGUCCACUUCCGAGUGCCCGGACUCUACGAGACGCAGCUCACCGCCAGCGGCAGCGGGGCGCCACCACCCGGCUCAGCAGCUGCUGAGGCGGCAGCCGCGGCUGACCGGUGGUGGCUGCUGGAUCUCAAGUUCGACAUCCGUAUCACGGGACCCAACGCCGAUGCGGCCAUCAAGCUCUUCCCACGGAAGCCGCGCAAGGUCUACCGGGAGAGGCUGCGGAUAUGGGGUGACCACGAGCUAGAGCCAAGGUCCGCUCAACAGGAGCAGGACCAAGGCACCGCCGGCGACGAGGAGAAUCCAUCCAAGGGUGGCGCGGGCAACGCGGAAGGUGUGCAGGCAAAGGGCGAAGAUGCGAUGGACGUCGACCAGGACCCGGCCGCGCAGGUCGACGCAGACGGAGACGGCGACGGCGACCAGCGGCAAGUCAGCUCCAGCCAGGGAAGGGACGCUCCCUUGGUCCGGCUGCACGCCUUCCUGCAAGAACGUUCGCUGCACUACCAGAUGGACAUCCUGCAGUACCAGGCGAGGGAGCUGAUGCGUCUCAACUGGGGCUCCAGCCUGCGCGUCGAGACGUCGGAGCGGCCGCGCGCGCUGACGCUGCGCUACUGGGUCAAUGCGCAGACGACACGAUCCUCGAAGCAAGGCUCGGCGGCGUCCGAGGCGGCCAAGGGCGGCUCUCUGCGCAUCGCCAUCGCCGACCUGACCGGUAGCGUGGGCAAGAAGCGCAUCGUCGCCGACCUGCUCGACAGCGAGGCCGACGUCGACGGCGAGGACGAAGCCAGCAUGGUGGCUGGCGAAGGCGGCGAUCGCCAGGUGUCCGUUUCCGCCCCUGGAGGAGAGGGCCAGACGCCGUUCCUGGUCAAGCGGCGGCACCUGCAGGUGACCUGGGAAGUCGACGCGGCGAUCAAGGCCGAGGCGGGCAGCGUCGAUCUGGAGAUCUCUUCACAAGCCCUCGACCUCGAACGACUGCUCACCGAGCUCGUCCAGAGGCACGCUUCGGCGCUCCUGCGCGUCCUGCAGAAGCAGAUCCUGGCCGGCCAACAUGCAGUGUCGAAGGGACUGCGGUCUCAAGACUGCCGUCUCUGCUCGGCGGCAGUGCGCAGGAAGGACGUGGCGACCGGCGUCCGACGCCCUCCACGGUCGGAGUACCUCCGGAUCGACCUGCUCGGCAGCAGCAGAGAGAGACAGCCGGUCGGCAUGGCCAGAUCGAGCGGGAUGCCUCCAUUGCGCCUCAAGAUCGAGGCAAUCUCGGGCAGGCUGCAGCUCGAGGCCGAUACAGAGGCGCUGGCGUUGGAAGGCGACGCCAACAAGGAGGGCGACCGGCAACGACAGGUGGCGCUGCUCACCGCUUUUAGCGCCGGAGCCCUCGCCGCCCGGCAGAGCUCGGCUCGACUCAACGACGCCUCUGAUCGCAUCAAUGCCUCGAUCGAUGCCCUGCUCGACUCGCUGCACCGCCUCGAGAUCUUUGCGCGAGUCGAGCAGUGGGAGCGGCAGGCGUCAUACAUCGGCCUGCGGAGCACGCGCCGACUCAGCUUCAGGCAGAGCGAGUACACCAAGUUUGGUCCCUCGCUCGCGACGUGCGGCCCGCCUGCCCUCUACAUCCCGCUCGGGAGCCGCCUCCCCGGCUUCUACCUGGCACUUCAGCCCUCUGAGACGACCGGCGUCAACGUUGCGCUCCUCUCGACGAUGCAGAUGGUCGAAGGGCCUGGCACCAUUGUCACUGCCUUGCAGUCGAUCGAGUGGCUGGAUCGGCAAAGGCUCGCGGCAGCGUCCGACUCGAGGCCUGUCCCGGAUGGUGCGGCUCUCGGCAAACGAAAACGAGGCGGCCCAACCGACUGGGCGGCCGGCGGCAACGUCGUUCUCGCUGACGCAGAGACCGGCAAGGGCGAGCUGACGCUCGAAGAGUUGGCCAACAUGCACUCGUACAGCGUCGCCCUCAUUUGCUAUGCUAGCCUCGAGCAGCAGCUGCGGGCCCGGUCCAUCGCUUACGUUCACGUGGGCGACUUCACGUCGAGGCCCAGACCACCCAAGGCUGCAAGGGUGCAGCGGGCGGGUGGCGCAAAAUCGGAAAACAGCGGACCAGGGGUCGGCGUCAGCGGCGACGAUGGCCAGGCCGGUGGCGAGAGCUGGCACGAGGACGACUCGGACGCGGUGGUUGCCAGCAUGGUGCCGACCCUCUGCCUGCCCGCGGCCGGCCUGUUCGGGCCGGCCAAAGCCCACCUGGUGAAGCGGAACGUGUCGAUGCAGAUAUGCCAGUGGUGGGACAAGGACAAGGUCCGGGUCGAGAUCAGCGUCAAGCUGCGCAUGCGCUCGAGAAGGUUCAAGAGCUUCAGAAGGGACGUCGAGCCGUCGGUUGCGGGCAUGCUGCAGCCGGGCGGCAUCGGUCAAGUGCCCAGCUCGCGGGCCUAUCUCGAGUUCGACGGACGUACCUCGAUCCUGACGUUCUCGACGCCGGACUUGCACAACUGCGUCGCGGCCUUUCUUACGGAAUGGCAGCGCAUCUCGCCGGCCAUCCAGCUGGCAAGAGAGGUGCUCAACGUCGGCCGAGGCGAGGCUAGGACCCACGGGCAGGAUCCGACGUCAAAGGCGCCGCAGACUGCGCUGGAGCUCAUGGACUUCGACUUUAGCGCGGUGACGUUCGCCUAUGGAUGGGCGAAGCGGAACGGCACCGACGCGAACAUGGACAAGAGCGAGACGAAGGUGGCCCCUCCGGCGGGCCAGCGGCGCCUGCUCGUCCGCGUACGCUGGCAGGAGCCAAGCGUGGCGGCCAACAAGUUCACCGGCCUGUUAGAGAGCGUGCCGGGCGGGUACCAGCUCGACUUUGGGUCGCGGGAGGCGACUUCUGGAGACCCAGAGGCUUGGUUCUCUGAGGCCGCCGCCGAGGCCAACCCGCACCGGGCCAUUGGACACGAGCUUCGUCGGGCGGUCAAUGCAGCGGCUGCGGCGCUCGACCGGCCAUUGGAGCGGUCGGAUCGCGUCUGGAGGGGCUUCUUCCGCCUGCUGCAAGACACGCUGCCGAUCGUCAAGGAGGUGCAACCCCUCAUCCAGGGCUGCCUCGAAGAUGCAGAGUGUCCCGAGCUCGAGAUCAAGUCGGCUACCUGGUUCCGCGUCCAGUUCCUGGAUCGGUAUGCCCUCGAUAUCCGACUCACGACCAACUCGCGCUUCCUGCUGUGCGAUGCCUCGCAACCCCUCUUCCGCUCCCCAUCCAAGGGGCUCGACACGUCGAUGCCGAGCAGCGUCAACGGUGGCCCCGACUCGUCGCCCACCGGCAAGGACGUGCUCUACACGCUCGCCAAGUCAGCGAAGCUGUCCGAGCCGGGUGGGCAGCACGAAAAAGACUGGACGCGGCUCGAGUCGACGGGGCAGUACCUGUCGAUUCCGCGCUUCAGCGAGCUGCUCCGAUCCGUCUGCGAAGGCGUACCCAAAUCGCGCCGACUCCCCAACAGCAGCACCGGCGGCGGCGGCGGCGGCGGCGAGGUUGAGGAUCUUGUCAACCUGCGUAGGGCGCUGCUCUGCUCUGCCGACGAUGCCGUUGUCGGCGUCGUCCUUCCCGCCCUGAUCAAGGCUAUCCGGAGCGGGUUGAGGGGUGCCCUAUCGACCUCGUAG
Messenger RNA from Pseudozyma flocculosa PF-1, 4578 nucleotides. RefSeq lists its product as uncharacterized. The transcript has 3 exons. Gene Ontology annotation, biological process: regulation of transcription by RNA polymerase II. The record is from RefSeq and is a predicted model, not a curated record. Gene Ontology annotation, cellular component: core mediator complex; mediator complex. Lineage: Eukaryota; Fungi; Basidiomycota; Ustilaginomycetes; Ustilaginales; Ustilaginaceae. Gene Ontology annotation, molecular function: transcription coregulator activity. The coding region runs from base 1 to 4578 and encodes 1525 amino acids.